AAAAUGAGCUAACUAAGAGGAGAGAGAGAAGAGAGAGAACUGAAGAAAAGAGGAGAACAGAGACGUAGAGCUGUGGGUCGGCGGAAGUGGUGAGCUACCGACGGCGACAAUGAGCGAUUCUCCGACGGAAAGCUCAAUUAGUGACGCCGCAGUGCGCAAUUAUACAAUUUUCGUAACGGCAACAUCACUCCGUCGCGCUUUUUUCGGAUUAACCGCCACCACCGUCGGAAGUCCCUGCCUCAGCCUUUGAGUGACCGCCGAGGCCAAGUAUGUAGGUUAGAAGUAAUGGAGUCGGUGGAACUGAAUUCGAUCAUAAGAGAUACUGCUUUUGAUUACGGCGGUGUUUUUAGAUUUUCGUUAGUUGACGAUGAUAUUCUGCCGUGAUCAUAUUGUUUGUUAGCCCUUCCAGAAUGGUAGGCCGAUUGUGUUUUUCAGGUUUUGUUGUUGGAGAUUAUAUAUUGCCCUAGAAAUAAAUACCGCUUGCAUUCUACGAUUUAAUCUUCUUACAUUAUGUUUCCCUUUUGUCAGUUGGCAUAGUGUUGAUUUUCCCUCUCAUUUCGUGUCUAUUUCUGAAGGAAUAUGUGUUCUACGACUCGCCAAACUUUAGGUGUUACUUAGGCUAAUGAUUUGGCAGAAAGAAGCUAGUGAUUGAAUUGAUUCCGAGGAGAUUGGAGAUGCAUUCGAUAGGGCCACCUCUAUGUGAACAUUGGAAAUAAGUAUGGUGUAUGAUUGGUGUUGAGAUUCUUCUUUCCCAAAGUAUAAGUACAAGGCAAUAAGUAGAUCCUGCACGCACACAGCUCGUGAAGUAGCCUUGUUAAUUUAGAUAAUUGAACUCGUAAAAGUUGCACUGAGUUUCUCACUGGAACAAGUUGAUGCGUUAAAAUGAGGUGAUAUGCAUUAUCAGCUUUACAAAUUCAGGAAAAUUUUGAAGAGAUUUCAGAAGAAAGCUAAAGUAUUAUCCCUUUAUAAUGCACAGAGUUCUUUUCUGUACUACUCAUUUCAAUUGACUGCGUUGGUACAUUUUACAUAUGAUUACUUAACCUUCAUGGGCCCGUGAAUUUGAAACUAACAGUUAAGAUAAGUUGGUUAGUGUGAAGCAAAUUCUGUGACUUUUUUGUAUUAUCAUCUAUUAUACUUCAUGGUAAUGGAAUUAUUUUUUUUGGUGUCAAAUAGUUAUCUUUUGGAUAUACUCAAUGCGUGUUUGAAGGGACUCAAGAGUGCAUGGUUUUUCCACGAUGCCACACUUAUUAGCGCCAUAAAUACUCUUUUUACAACGACGGACUAUGAUUGUGCCUUUUUUUUUUUUCCAUUUUAAGUUUCUUCAUAAUGGGAUCCAAAAAAAAAAAAAAAAGAAGAGAGAGUAAUUUAAUAAAGGCAUUUUAGUUUCCCCAAGUGAAAUGUGUAUAAUGAGUUAGCCAUGUGGAGGGAAGGGCACGGAGACCAAUUAUGUGAGUUGGUAAGGGCAAUAUCGUCUUCUUGUUUUAAUUUCGCAUUCCUUAAACCCUCCUCCCCGCUCUCCCUCUCUCUAUAAAUAUCCUAAGUUUCUUGCCAUUGAUAGAGGGAUUAGGUUUUCCUGUUUAGCUUUGAUUCCAUUAAUGAUUCGCGGCUGCCUGAGAAAGAUGGAAAAUCAAGCCCCCCUGGAUCCUUAACCAGAGCACGAGCCGGUGUAAGACAUCUUACCGAUCUCUUUAUAAGUCUAAACAAUCAACCCUGCGUUAUUUUAUGAAUCACGACUGGCUGCUUGGCUCUGUUGCACUAGGUACGAAAUCUAAGACAUAGAUUGCUCAUUGAAUUGCUUUCUUUUCCUGUCUGUUGAGAAGGAAAAGUUGCCGACCCAACCAAUUUAUUGCCAAUUAUACUUUGAUGAGUGAGUUUGAGUUUUUCUGAUCUCUUCCUUGGCAAGAAAACCGUUACGAAAGUUCUUUAAAUCUAGGGUAAAUUUGUACUUUUAAUCGACUUAAACUGUAAAUUAAUUGGAAUUGGUGAGGUUGUGUUAUGAUGGAUUGUAAUCAAGGAAGUGGUUUUGCUGAUGGAAAUGUGGUUCAGUUUGAAUCUGGAAACCUAGAAAAUGAUGUCAAUGAAAACCCCUGUCUCGGAUCCAUUGAUCGAGCAGUCUCAGCCAUUGAGGAUGGUAUUCAGAACAGAGAAACCUCUGUCGACAUUAAUCCAAUGUCAAAUCAGGAGGGAACCCUAUCCCAGUUUGGAGUGGGAAGUGAGCCGCAGAAUAAAAGGCCUAGAAGUUCCCUCAUGGUGGAUUUAAUGGCUUCUGAUCGCUCAAAGGUUAUAAAGAUGCUCUACAAGACAAAACUCUGCAAAUUCCGAAAUGGCAAUUGUUUAGCCAAGAACUGUAAUUACGCACACAGUUCUGAGGAACUUAGGGAACCACCUAAAUGGCAGGAAAUUUUUGCUGAACCACCAAAGGAGGAAGAUCUCGAAUUAUCAGAGACGAGGGAAGUGUUUCCGAUACCAGUUGUGGAGUUAAGUGGCGAGACACAGGGAAUUUCUAUGAGGCAAUAUUGCCUAAAUUACUAUACCGAAGAAGGUUGUUUGUAUGGUGAAAAUUGUAAUUUCAUUCACGAAGAGCAUGAUCGAGAAUCUGUGGCGAUAUGUUUGCUUCCUGGCAAUGAUUGUGUAUCUGAGGAGGGCAAUGUGAGUAAACCAAUUGUGAGGUUUGCUAAUUGGAGAACAAGGCUUUGCACGAAGUGGGAGCGGACAGGGUGCUGUACCUUCGGCAGCGAGUGCCAUUUUGCUCAUGGAACUGCAGAGCUUCAACGCUAUGGUGGAGGACCAGUGUACGGAGCAGUUAAUGAUUCCCCUGUACUUGCUGCCAAGGCUUCUGCAAGAAGAAGGUUGCCGAACUUGAUUCACAAGACUGGAGAGAUACCUUCUCGGAAAUGGAGCGGUCCCGAAAAAAUUAGCAAGAUAUAUGGAGAUUGGAUUGAUGAUCUUCAGUAGUCGGCUUUCCAAUUAAAAUCGACAGUUUUUUUUUUUUUUUUUUUUAAUAAUUAUUAUUAUUGCUAGACAUCAAUGAAUUUCCUUUAAAUUUAUUGAGAGAUUGGAUUGAUGGUCUUCAGUCAGUGGCCUUUUGCAAACAAAUGACUGUUUGUUUUAUUUUUUAAGACUUGAAAGAUUUUCCUUCAAAUUUAUGUUAACAUUUUGACUUGUGUUAUAGUUCUAUGUUGUAU
Molecule: messenger RNA, 3185 nt
Organism: Erythranthe guttata (spotted monkey flower)
Lineage: Eukaryota; Viridiplantae; Streptophyta; Magnoliopsida; Lamiales; Phrymaceae
Source: RefSeq, a predicted model, not a curated record